AUGAACUGCAAAUAUGCACGUCUUCAUAAAUCAAGACCAUUUGCUGUCAUGUUCAACAGACAACCUAACACACUUACUGAUUAUACAAGUGUACAAGCUAGCAAUCAAUUAACCAAAGCUCGAUUCUCCGACAAGGAAAUCAAAGAACUAGAAAAGAAGCUUGACAAUAUGAACAAAGUAGUCAUACCUGCUUUAAAGAACCGUAUUAAAGCUACACAGGACAAAGAUAACGCUUACUUUAUGAAGAGACAUAAAAUUAUAAAAACUGUCUAUCCCAUCGGAUCAGAAGUACUUAUAAGAAAUGUUGACAAAGUAAAAAAGACUGAUCCUAACUAUGAAGGCCCUUUUAUUAUCAGAGGUCACACAAAUAACGGUAGCUAUAUACUUGUUGACAAAACCAACAAACCGCUUACCAGAGAUGUACCUACUUCCCACAUCAAACUUGUACCUUCCAAAUCUGGAAAUAUCCCAGAGGAAGAAGAGUGGAUUGGCGAAGUAGAAGCAAUCAUAGAUGAUCGUGACAUGCCAACAGGAAACGAG
This is a messenger RNA of Auanema sp. JU1783, 540 nucleotides long. Lineage: Eukaryota; Metazoa; Nematoda; Chromadorea; Rhabditida; Rhabditidae. The record is from the annotation of a GenBank genome assembly.